CCUCUUCCCUCUCUCUUUCUUCUCCCGGUCUCAUCUCCCCUCUCCCUCUGCUCCUUCCUCCUGCCUUAGCAGAACUUAUGUGGCUGGGAUGCGGGGCUCUCGGGUGUCAAAACUUUGAAGAUUAAUGGAUUACUUUGUUAAUGACUGCAGGCGUCAGACUGAGGUGCUUAAAUGAUUUGUGAGGUGCGAGGCGUCUUCCCGACAGUCCCAAACAAUGCGCGGAGUGUGCGGGGGAGGCAGAGGGCGGCCGCCGGCGGGCCCGGCAGCAGGGCUCACACUCGCACACACUCACACUCCACACACUCCCAGGCGCACACACCAGAUCUGUGCUAAUCAGGAGGCAGGAAGGCACCCUCGCCCCCACGCACUCCCGGGCAUCCCCACCCACACCCACAUAUAUGUAUUUUUGCCCUGAAAAAAGUGUAAAUAAAGCCUCGCUGGCCCCCAAUGAGGCGUUCCUUCCCGACUUUUUUGGAUCAAUCAAACAGACAGUGGCUUCUUUUGAUUAAAGCCCAAAUUGUCAUUGGGCAGAAGCAAUCAUGUGACAGCCAAUUCGGUCCAAUUUCAACCUUGUCUCCAUGAAUUCAAUAGUUUAAUAGUAGCGCGGUCCCCAUACGGCUGUAAUCAGUGAAUUAGAAAAAAAACACCCCAGCAGCGAUCUUCUAUGAUAGAUUUUUUUUUCCCUCUGCUCUCGCCUUUUUCCUGGGCCUUGCCCCCCCAAAGCCCCUCCAGAAGAGGGAACUUUUUCUCCGAGGGGGCUCCAAGGAGAAGGCCAUGAAUUACGAAUUUGAGCGAGAGAUUGGUUUUAUCAAUAGCCAGCCGUCGCUCGCUGAGUGCCUGACAUCUUUUCCCCCUGUCGCUGAUACAUUUCAAAGUUCAUCAAUCAAGACCUCGACGCUUUCACACUCGACACUGAUUCCUCCUCCUUUUGAGCAGACCAUUCCCAGCCUGAACCCGGGCAGUCACCCUCGCCACGGCGCUGGCGGCCGCCCCAAGCCGAGCCCCGCGGGCAGCCGCGGCAGCCCAGUGCCCGCCGGCGCCCUGCAGCCGCCCGAGUACCCCUGGAUGAAGGAGAAGAAGGCGGCCAAGAAAACCACGCUGCCGCCCGCCUCUGCCGCCGCCGCCGCCGCCGCCGCCACCGGCCCUGCCUGCCUCAGCCACAAAGAAUCCCUGGAAAUCGCCGAUGGCAGCGGCGGGGGCUCGAGGCGCCUGAGAACUGCUUACACCAACACACAGCUUUUAGAGCUGGAAAAAGAAUUUCAUUUCAACAAGUACCUUUGCAGACCCCGAAGGGUGGAAAUUGCAGCACUGCUGGAUUUGACUGAGAGACAAGUGAAAGUGUGGUUUCAGAACCGGAGGAUGAAGCACAAGAGGCAGACCCAGUGCAAGGAGAACCAAAACAGCGAAGGGAAAUUUAAAAGCCUGGAAGACUCUGAGAAAGUGGAGGAGGACGAGGAGGAGAAGUCGCUCUUUGAGCAAGCCCUCAGCGUCUCCGGGGCCCUUCUGGAGAGGGAAGGUUACACUUUUCAGCAAAAUGCCCUCUCUCAGCAGCAGGCUCCCAAUGGACACAAUGGCGACUCCCAAAGUUUCCCAGUUUCGCCUCUAACCAGCAAUGAGAAAAAUCUGAAACAUUUUCAGCACCAGUCACCCACUGUUUCUAACUGCUUGUCAACAAUGGGCCAGAACUGUGGCUCUGGCCUAAACAAUGACAGUCCCGAGGCCCUCGAGGUCCCCUCUUUGCAGGACUUUAACGUUUUUUCCACAGAUUCCUGCCUGCAGCUUUCAGAUGCUGUCUCGCCCAGUUUGCCAGGUUCCCUGGACAGUCCCGUAGAUAUUUCAGCUGACAGCUUUGACUUUUUUACAGACACACUCACCACAAUCGACUUGCAGCAUCUGAAUUACUAAAAACAUUAAAGCAAAACAAAGCAUCACAAAACAAAAACCCCUUUGACCAGGUGGUUUGGCCUUCUUUUAUUCCGAGAGAGUUGAUUUUUAUUUUCUUUUCUUCUUGACCUACCCUCUCUGUCCUCUAAAUGUGCAAGAUUUUCUGUUUAGUGAGUCUCCUGGUCCAGUUUCAGAGCCAUCUUUUACAGAUUAUUUUGGAGUUUUAGUUGUUCUAAAUUGAAUCCAACUACCCUCUGUGAUUUUCUGAAAGCAAUAUAUGAGGCCUGCAAGAAAGUGAUCAUAUAAUUGUAUCUUCACUUUCUUUUUAUUUUUGUAUUACCUUAGGAUGCAUUGUCAUGAGUAUUUUUGGUAGAAUAAAUUCUCCUUUGCUAUAAGUAGCUUUCUUAUUUUUUUUUUCUUCCCCCCCUCUUUCUCAAGGCUUAUAACGGUUUCUUUUUCCUCCUUUAGUCUAACUUGGUAAAUAAAAUUCUGGUCACAAUUCAUCUUCUUUUUUCAAUUUUAAUAUAUUUAUUAAGGGGGCAUGUUCAAAGUCUUCAGUAGACACCAACGAAAAGAAAGCCAGAAAAUGGUUAGGACUUCCAAGAAGUAUUUUUCUUUUUCUUUUUUUUCCUUUCUUUUUAAAGGGAAUGGAUUUGGUUUUUUAGUGUAGAGGUUCAAGCCAUAGAUUUAAAUUGGUAAUAGAAGCGGGAUUGGGCAGCCUCAGAGUUGGGCCAAGCCCAAGCCUUUGAAAGUGGAGAAAUAAAGUGCCUACAGAAACCCCAACUCCAGGAAGGAGAAACAUGGAGUUUCUUUAACAAGCUACCAGUCUUCAGGUCAAUAACUAAGUUAUCAACAAUUCAUUUAUUUAUACACAUUUGUUUCAAACAUCUACAUUCCAACCCCUCCCCCACAAUCCCGUAAACAUUUUCAGUGUGGUUGAUUAGUCUCCCAGCUGUUGAUGGGUCCAGGCAAACAGACCUAAAAGGUAGAGAAAAACAAAAACAAAACAAAACAAUGGUUACUGGCUGGAAAAUGCA
Molecule: messenger RNA, 2921 nt
Organism: Mustela erminea (ermine)
Lineage: Eukaryota; Metazoa; Chordata; Mammalia; Carnivora; Mustelidae
Gene: HOXA2
Product: homeobox A2
Exons: 2
Coding region: 775-1905 (376 amino acids)
Biological process (GO): regulation of DNA-templated transcription
Molecular function (GO): DNA binding; DNA-binding transcription factor activity, RNA polymerase II-specific
Source: RefSeq, a predicted model, not a curated record